This is a messenger RNA of Myotis davidii, 549 nucleotides long. Its product is annotated as E3 ubiquitin-protein ligase Mdm2-like. The annotation marks the transcript as partial. Gene Ontology annotation, cellular component: nucleus. Gene Ontology annotation, biological process: negative regulation of apoptotic process; regulation of cell cycle. Gene Ontology annotation, molecular function: ubiquitin protein ligase activity; identical protein binding. The record is from RefSeq and is a predicted model, not a curated record. The transcript has a single exon. Lineage: Eukaryota; Metazoa; Chordata; Mammalia; Chiroptera; Vespertilionidae.
UGGAAGUGUACUUCGUGCAAUGAAAUGAAUCCUCCCCGGCCAUCACAUUGCAACAGAUGUUGGGCCCUUCGUGAGAAUUGGCUUCCUGAAGACAAAGGGAAAGAAAAAGGAAGCAUGCCUGAGAAAACCAAACUAGAAAACCCAACACAAGUAGAAGAGGGCUUUGAUGUCCCUGAUUGUAAAAAAAGUACAGUGAGUGAUUCCCAAGAAUCAUGUGUUGAGGAAAAUGAUGAAAAGAUCACACAAGCCUCCUUAUCCCAAGAAAGUGAGGACUAUUCUCAGCCAUCGACUUCUGGUAGCAUCAUUUAUAGCAGCCAAGAAGAUGUCAGAGAGUAUGAGAGGGAAGAAACACAAGACAAAGAAUGUGUGGAUUCUAAUUUUCCCAAUAAUGCCAUCGAACCUUGUGUGAUUUGCCAAGGCCGACCUAAAAAUGGUUGCAUUGUCCAUGGCAAAACAGGACAUCUUAUGGCAUGCUUUACAUGUGCAAAAAAGCUAAAAAAAAGAAAUAAGCCCUGUCCAGUGUGUAGACAACCAAUUCAAAUGAUUGUG